This is a messenger RNA of Ananas comosus (pineapple), 1848 nucleotides long. Its product is annotated as RNA-binding protein 38-like. Gene Ontology annotation, molecular function: RNA binding. Lineage: Eukaryota; Viridiplantae; Streptophyta; Magnoliopsida; Poales; Bromeliaceae. The transcript is spliced from 6 exons. Bases 498 to 1433 code for a protein of 311 amino acids. The record is from RefSeq and is a predicted model, not a curated record.
AGGUUUAGCAGGCUAGGAGGAGGAGGAGAACAAUAGUGGGGGCUCGCGCAGAGCUGUCAUUUGACAUUCAUAUCCUCCAUCCAGCGAGGAAUUAACUCCUUCGCACCCGUUCAAUAUUCCUCUCCUUAUUUUUAUUAUUAACAAUAAAUCCCCCCCUUCUCGAUCUCUCUUUAUUAUUCUCUUAUUAGUUUCUCCCCUUUUUCCACAGAACCUAUAGCCCCAAAAAGAUCAGCCCAGGACAUGGAAUCAGAGACCACCAAAGAAGAGGAAGAGAAACGAAUCCGUAGGAAGAUAAUAAUACGACAAUUCAGCGAAGACCCAUCUCUCCUUUUGAUGAUGCGUAGAACCCAAUAAUACAUAUAUACCCAUCCCCCUCUCUCUCUCUCUACCUCUCUCUUCUAUUCUUGUCCUUGUCCUUGUUCUUGUUGUUGUUGUUGUUGUUGUUGUUCAUCUUGUGAUUUUAGAUUUUAGCCGUACGUAGUUGGUGUUCCGAUCGCAUGGCUUCGUCGUCGUCGUCGUCGUCGUCUCCCUCGGCCGCCCCGCAAUUCCGGUCGAGGUUCGGCGACACGACGCGGACGAAGGUGUUCGUCGGGGGCCUGGCGUGGGAGAUCACCAGCGCCGAGCUGCACCGCCACUUCGCGCAGUUCGGCGACAUCCUCGAGGCCGUCGUCAUCGCCGACCGCAGCACCGGCCGAUCCAAGGGCUACGGCUUUGUCACGUUUCGCGAGCCGGAUUCUGCGAGCAGGGCCGUGGCGGAGCCGAACCCGAUGAUCGGCAGCAGGCGAGCUAACUGCAACAUCGCCGCGCAGCGCCGGCCGCGGCCUGCUGCUCCUCCUCCUCCUCCUCCUCCUCCUCUUCCACCAGGAAUGAAUCAAAGUGGGGGCGUUUUUGAGGGCUCAACAGGGCCACGAUUUAACAGAGUACCAGCCCAAAUGCCUCUUCCCCCACUAAUAUACCCUCCGAAUAUGGGGUAUCCUACCUAUCCAACUGAUUAUGCUUAUCACCAUGCUCUGAUCUACACUGGUCCGCAAAUUAACCAGCAAUAUUAUCAGCAGAUCUUGGGGGUCUAUGGACCGGGUUCACCACCGACUCUCGGUCCACAACCAUUCCCUUACACAUACGUGGCGAGUCCACGGGGUAGUUUUCAUUCCCCACUCGGUGGACUGCGUGCCCGUACACCCAUAUCCGACGGCCCAGAUGGAUGGGUCCUUCGAGCGCUCCUUUUCGCCGCCGCAUAUUUCCAACUCCAACUUCCACCACGUGCACGGCAAAAUGCCAAUACAACUGUACUUCACUUCCACUUUGGACUCCGUUGCUUUCAUUAUAUUCACAAGCCUCUCAAUCUCCCUCUACAGCUGGAGCAAACGUCGAGAAUAAUCCUGAUACUUGAAGGCUUCUGGACGACCUAUUUUUUAAACAAUCACCUUCAUUAAUCACAUAUUUUCAUUAAUGAUCCUCAAGUAUUGUAGGGUGAUUAAAUCUUAAUAAGUGACUUAAUUGCGAGAAGAUCCUAUUGCCUAUGAUAGAAGGGCCCUAAGAUAUACAGUUACACACACUAAUUUACGGAUAAAACAUAUUUUUUUUUCUUAAUUGCUUUUUAUUCUUUAAUUUCUUUCUUUCUUUUUUUGAAUUUCUCUUGCUCAAAGGCAUCUCCAUUGACCGUGUCCAUUGUACAACUGUUAAGUGUAACGCUAAAUUUAUAAAACGUGUCAAAUUUAAGUUUACAAUUAUAUGAUGUACAAUAAUUGAAUACUGAUGUUGAUGACAUUUUUUUGCCUAUUUUUGUUGAAUAGUCAUUGAGGUGUAGAACUAUUUGCUUCUAUGCAAGGAAGUUUCCAGAAUUGAUGA